UGAUUCAGGAUUAGUGACAAUUUCAGCCCACAUCUGGCCACAUACUGCUCCAUUACCGAACAGAAUGAGAGGAGUGUCACGGUUUCUCAAAGUGACUGUCGGCUUAGGAGGCACAUUCGCUCUGUUCCUACUCCUGUUGGUUCGGUAUUCUGGCUCCUACCUAGGCUUUCCGACGCAAUGGAAAAUCAUGUUUAGGACACCCGAGCUCCAGCAGGUGUCCUCUUCCCCUUCGGCCUUGUCCUCAGCUAAUGCGGGUCCUGACGGAGAGAGUGUUGGUCGAAGGUUUAGUGAAAGGAAAGCGUUUCUGGAGAUGAUGUGCCGCAGGGUGAAUUUGGAGGGAAAGAUCUUCUCAAAGGAGUUCAUGGAUUACAAUAAAAACUACCGGCUUCUUGUGUGCGCUCCUCCUAAGACAGGCUGCACUUCGCUGAAACGACAUCUGUUACGUUUAGCUGGAUUUCCCGAAGAGGUUGAUGUCCAUUCUGACACAGCAAAUGAAGCUAUAUCAGUUGAACAUGUGUUGGGCGAUGCCGUCGACAAGGUACUGGAAUCCCCGACCACGACCCGGGUCAUGGUAGCCAGGCACCCUCUCGAUCGACUCGUCUCCGGAUACCGAGAUAAGUUCAUGGACGGAGCUCCGGUCACCAGCGACAUAUGGGUGCAAUACUUGACGGAGUACUGGAGAAGCCGUGGAUUCGACACAAGCAACUUGACUUUAACUUUCCAUCAAUACCUGGAGAUGAUUGCAUAUAGAAUGAUGACAAGGGGGAAAAACAGCAUUGACCGACACUUUCGCCCAACAACCUUCGUUUGCUCCCCGUGUACCGUCAAAUAUGACUACAUCUUGCACACUGACACUCUCACACAAGACCUUCAGUACAUCGCCGGUAAACUUGGCAUCACAGGUAUCGACCUCGGUCUCCGUUUGAACGCAAAGGCGGACAAGACCCUAGUAUCUUCGUACGAUAAUUACUACAAAGACAUUCCUCUUAGUCUUUUGAGAAUGAUAUACUUACUCUACAGGGAAGACUUUCUCAUUAAUGGCUUUGAACUACCACCGGUCAUGCAAAGUGUACUCCAUGAUGCCAAGAUAGAGAAUCUAUUGAGAUAUUUUGAGGAUGCUAACAAAUAAACUGUAUACAGUAUAUUAGAGUUAAGAUUUUAAAAUAUCAACCUUAAAA
Penaeus monodon (black tiger shrimp) is the source of this 1178-nucleotide messenger RNA. RefSeq names its product carbohydrate sulfotransferase 9-like. Gene Ontology annotation, molecular function: sulfotransferase activity. The transcript is spliced from 5 exons. Bases 65 to 1129 code for a protein of 354 amino acids. Gene Ontology annotation, biological process: carbohydrate biosynthetic process. Lineage: Eukaryota; Metazoa; Arthropoda; Malacostraca; Decapoda; Penaeidae. The record is from RefSeq and is a predicted model, not a curated record. Gene Ontology annotation, cellular component: membrane.